AUGUUUAGUUGCCCGAGUAUCAGAUCAGAGAAAUUAAAGCAAAGUACGGUCAUUUUGAGCUGAAUCAAAGUUACUAUGGCGCCAAGUUAGUUCAGAGUUAUUAACUCUACCAUAGUACCUUUUAGGUGGCACAACGGCCAAUACAUGUGCUUCUACUGCCGCGCCCUCUUCGGAGAGAGCUCCAAAUUAAAAGACCAUAGUAACAACGUUCACACAGAAAUUAGAAUAAAUGAAAUCAUCACUAGGACCAUUUGUAGAGGCGAAAAUCAAGACAGCGAAGAGAAACUAGUAGAAAAACAACGCAAGGACGACCUCACGCGACUGAUUACAGUGAUACUAGAAAACUCUACCAUUCUACCCUUCAGGUGGUCAGCGAACAAAUACAUGUGCUACUACUGCUGUUGUUCCUUCAUCGACAGCUCUAAACUAAAACAACACACGAUCGAAGAACACAGAGACGCAAAAUUACGCAACCUUUUAAGAACUUUAGUCAGUAGAAGUCGCGUCAAAUUGGACACAUCAGAAAUAAUCUGCAAGCGAUGCAAUCGACAGUUUCUUUCUUUUGACGAGUUCCUUGACCAUCUAUCCCUGUUACACGAGCUGAAAUUUAAAAGAGAAUUAACUGAUUGUUUAUUUACUUUCAACCUCUCUGAUGAUGGUAUGUCCUGUCAUGAUUGCGGGCAAGAAUUCAGGUUCUUUGGCCCUCUUUUAAAGCAUGCUCAUAAAUAUCAUAAUAGGUAUAAAACUUACCUAUGUGAGAUCUGCGGACAAGGAUUCGUAGCUAAGGCAAAUGUAGAUAGUCACAUAAGAAAUGUACACUCGUUUUCUAGCGGGCAAUGUACAAAAUGUGAUAAGGUAUUCCGUAAUAAUUACGCUUUGCAAAUACAUUUCGAGAAAACACAUAAAACUGAGAUGUUAAAAUGCCCAAAAUGUCCAGAGAUAUUAGCCUCCAAAUACUUAAAGAAAAGGCAUUUAGCUUUAGAACAUGAUGAUAAGAAACUCCAAUUUAAGUGUGAUGAGUGUAAUAGAGUGUUCACAAUGAAAAGUCGGUUAGUCCAACACAAAUUACGAACGCAUUUGAAACAGAAAACUGUUGCUUGUGAGAUCUGUGGUUUUAAAGUUUUUAAUAAUGAUCUUUUGAGACGACAUAUGGUCCGUCAUAAUGACACAAGGCCUUUUGAGUGCGAGUUUUGUAAAAAGACUUUUCAGAGGAAAAAGACUUUGGAGGUACAUAAGAGGAUACAUACUAAUGAUCGGAGGUAUAUGUGUAAGGAGUGCGGGAGGGCGUUUGUGCAGGUGACUAGUUGGAAACUACACAUGAGAGUGCAUCAUGGAGGGAUCGAAGGGGCCUCUUGGCAUUGACGUUAAUUUUAUGAUAAGUAAAGGGUAUAAGACUGCUUUUAGCUCAUGUUCCUAUAGAACAGUUUAAGUUUUUCCUUUGAUGGGGGAAAAUCAUCCAAUGGCUUCUCCCGCCUUGGGCGAGGCGGGAGGUAGUGUCAGACUCUUACUGACUAAAAACCACCCCGUUCCUACUCCUGCUUUACGAGUCGGAGCCCCGGUAAACCCGCUAGGUAGUCCGCAGCUCCGGAUAUAGAAAAGAAAUCUAGGAAUAUUACAAAAAAGGAUGCGAGAGUUUCUAUGAAAUCUGGUCCCACCUUCCAAUAGCUAUAUGUGUUACAUCAUUGGAUAGGUAAUUUUAAGCUGAAUAAAAGUUACUAUGGCGCCAAGUUCCAAAUCUUAGUCCGUUCAGAGUUAUUCUUUAUUAAACAUGGUAGUUUUAUUAGUAGCCAAGUAAUGCUAUUUUUGCGUCAUAAUUGCAUUUGUGCUUUCACAGGUAGUGUUGAUACUAACCUAAAACUAACCUAAUACACUAAAACUUAAACUAGGAAACGAAAAUCUUGCGUCUCUUUUAUCUAUUUUUUAAUCUUGAGUUGCUCGAGUGCGCUACUAUUACACUUUACUUCUGUAGUCUCUCUAUUUUGUGUCUAGCGCAAUAUUUCUUGCUGCCAAUAGGAAACUAUUGAAGGCAAAUCCUCCGCUAACGUCGGUCACCGGUGACCACCACGGCGUUCAAUGUGUUAAUAAAGCGUUUUCCUUGCACCUACACAUACAAUUAGGACGUAAAAAUAGCAUUGCUUGGCUA
This is a messenger RNA of Spodoptera frugiperda (fall armyworm), 2143 nucleotides long. RefSeq names its product gastrula zinc finger protein XlCGF57.1-like. The record is from RefSeq and is a predicted model, not a curated record. Gene Ontology annotation, molecular function: RNA polymerase II cis-regulatory region sequence-specific DNA binding; DNA-binding transcription factor activity. The transcript has 4 exons. Gene Ontology annotation, biological process: regulation of transcription by RNA polymerase II. Lineage: Eukaryota; Metazoa; Arthropoda; Insecta; Lepidoptera; Noctuidae.